AUGGCAGACGACAGCGUACCUCUCCCCUUUCCAAAUCUCAAAGUGCCAACAUGGCACUACCAGAUCAAUCAUGUGGACCAUCUCAAGGAAGAAGCCAGCACCUCAUUCUGGAAGGCAGUAGAGGAGGAUGAGAUGGCACCUUACUUGCAAAGUAUAUCAUCCGAUCGAACCGAUUUGAUCAGUUCGCUGGAAAAGAAGAAUAAAGAGAAAUUGGAGGAGUUUGAGAAAAAGUUGAAAGAUGCUGAAGAGAACCAAGGUGAUAGUGAGAUCAGUGAGACGUUAAGGGAGAAAGCUAUGUAUCUAACUAGGAUUGGUGACAAGGAACGAUCGAUUUCAGCAUUGGAAAACGCCCUUGAGAAAACAGCAGGUCUAGGAGCGAGGAUAGAUCUGGUAUUGGCAAUGGUCAGAAUAGGUUUAUUCGCCUCGGAUACACAUUUGGUAACUACCAAUAUCACGCGAGCGAAUGACUUGAUCGACUCUGGAGGUGAUUGGGAUAGACGAAAUCGAUUAAAAGUAUAUCGAGCGAUUCAUCAUCUAUCUAUUCGAGAUUUCAAGGAAGCUGCCGAAUUGUUGAUCGACUCGUUAUCGACUUUUACCGCUACGGAGUUGAUGGAGUAUGAGGAGUUUGUCGCCUUGACUGUGUUGGCAGCUGGAGUGGGAUGUGAUAGGAAGGGAAUUAAGAGCAAGGUCUUAUCCAGCUCAGAGAUCAAGGGAGUCCAAUCGACGAUUCCCGAAUUGUACACAAUGGUCGAAUCAUUAUACAAAUCCAACUAUUCUCAAUUCUUUUUAUCCCUAGCUGAAGUCGAGCAGAAAUACUUGUUGGUCAAUCCAUUAUUGGUCAAACAUUCAAGAUACUACAUUAGGGAAAUGAGAAUCAAGGCUUAUUCGCAACUACUCGAAUCGUAUAAAUCCCUGACGCUGGAAAAGAUGUCAAACUUAUUUGGAGUAUCUGAGAAUUACUUGGAUAAAGAUCUGAACAAAUUCAUCUCGAAUGGUAGAUUGAAUUGUAAGAUCGAUAAAGUUGAUGGAAUCAUUGUGACUUCCAAGGAUAUGCAUGAUCAGAAUAAAUCGUUGGUUUAUGAUCAAGUGGUAAAACAGGGUGAUAUCUUGUUAAGUGAUAUCCAAAAGUUACAUCGAGUAGUCGGGUAG
Molecule: messenger RNA, 1149 nt
Organism: Kwoniella botswanensis
Lineage: Eukaryota; Fungi; Basidiomycota; Tremellomycetes; Tremellales; Cryptococcaceae
Exons: 6
Coding region: 1-1149 (382 amino acids)
Biological process (GO): proteasome-mediated ubiquitin-dependent protein catabolic process
Cellular component (GO): proteasome regulatory particle
Molecular function (GO): protein binding
Source: RefSeq, a predicted model, not a curated record